AUGAACACUUAUGAAGAAUAUGGUGAAGAGGAGCUCAGUGACUACAUCAUCCAGCUCAGUAUCCAUGACUCCUGUCAAGAUGCCUUUCUGAAAUCUGCAGCAAGUUUAGAAGCAGCGACGGAUGAAAAUUUGAGAGUCCUGGCAGCCAUUGAGCAAGGUGAGGUCCUGAUGCUCAGGGGGAUGCUGAGGCACACCUUCGCCUUCAGGGAGUCGGACAGUCGUGGCUGGCUUCCCCUCCAUCGGGCCGCGUCCCAGCCGGUCCUGGAGGUUCUGCAGACCGUCUUGAGAUUGGCGGCUCAGGGGCUCAGCCUGGAGGAGAGGACGGCCGCCGGAGGUGAGACGCCGCUGACGCUGGCUGUGAAAGCCGGACUGGCACAGAACGUGAAGAGCCUGCUGGAGCACGGCGCCUCGCCGCACAACACCAACGGCUGCAACGAGUCGCCGCUGCUGCUGGCGGCGAAGGCCGGCUCUUAUGAGAUGACGUCCAUGCUGCUGGCUCACAACGCCUGGGUGGAUCAGGUCUGCCAGAAGAAGAGGACGGCGAUGCACGAGGCGGCCAAGGUCGGCGACGUGGACGUCCUGAUGCUGCUCCUGAGGAACGGCGGGCGGGUCAACCAGAGGGACAUGUCGGGGGUGACGCCGCUCGCCGUGGCUGCAGAGCUCGGGCACUUCCACGUCGCUGAGAUUCUGCUGAACUUUGGUAGCAGAGUGAACUCCCAGGCCUGUAAUGGAGAAAGUGUCCUGCUGGACGCGGCCGGAUCAGGAAACACCGCCUGCAUCCAGCUGCUUCUGGACAAUGGAGCCGACCCCAACCUGCCCAGCGCCACCGGACACCUGCCCAUCCACAAGGCGGCGUACGCCGGACACUAUGAUGUCUUGAAGAUGCUGAUACCUUUGUCCACCAAGAAGGCCAUCAAAGAGGCGGGUCAGAGCCCGGUCCACUCGGCGGCAGAGGGAGGCCAGAGCGGCUGCCUGAAGCUCCUGUUGGCCUGCGGCUUCGACGUCAACUAUCGCAUGAACACCAGAAACUCUGAAAACUACCGGGACAUGAGGAGGAGCGCCUUGUACUUCGCCGUCUCCAACGGGGACGUGGAAUGCACCAAGAUCCUUCUGGCGGCCGGGGCCAAGACAGACCUGGACCCGCUGCGCUGCCUCCUGGUGGCCGUCAGGUCGGGGCACUACGAGAUCGUGAAGCUGCUGCUGGCAGCUGAGGCGGACGUGAACUGUUUGUUCACAGUGGUGAGCGACACGGUGUUUCCCACGGCGCUGCAGUACUGCCUGAAGGACGAGGUGAUGAUGAGGCUGCUGCUCAACAACGGCUACAAGGUGGAGAGGUGCUUUCACUGUCACCACGACGACGCCUCUGAUGCUCCGAAUGAGGUGGAGGGGAAAAUACCAUUCUGUGAGUUCAUGAGCCUCUGCUGCAUCAUGCAUCUGUCCGGGAGCGUGUUCCGGACUCUGCUGGACUACGUCGGCCACAUCCAAAUCUGCUCCAAACUCAGACUGCUCCUGGAGAAACAGAGAGAGUGGCCCGAGAUAUGUGACAUCUUCAACAGUCCUCGCUCCCUCAGGCACCUCUGCAGACUGGAUAUCAGGAGGCGUUUGACCCUGAAGAGACUCAACAACCCCGAAAUCAUGAACUCGGACGUUUUCCCUCCCAGACUGAAGAGCUUCCUGCUGUACCAGGAGCUCGACCUCUACAGCCAAGACCCUGAACGCACCAUAUGA
Messenger RNA from Anoplopoma fimbria (sablefish), 1728 nucleotides. RefSeq names its product ankyrin repeat and SOCS box protein 15-like. The record is from RefSeq and is a predicted model, not a curated record. Gene Ontology annotation, biological process: intracellular signal transduction. Gene Ontology annotation, cellular component: cytoplasm. The transcript is spliced from 9 exons. Lineage: Eukaryota; Metazoa; Chordata; Actinopteri; Perciformes; Anoplopomatidae. Bases 1 to 1728 code for a protein of 575 amino acids. Gene Ontology annotation, molecular function: protein binding.